Phanerochaete carnosa HHB-10118-sp is the source of this 3631-nucleotide messenger RNA. RefSeq lists its product as uncharacterized. Gene Ontology annotation, molecular function: RNA binding. NCBI's taxonomy places the organism in Eukaryota, Fungi, Basidiomycota, Agaricomycetes, Polyporales, Phanerochaetaceae. Gene Ontology annotation, cellular component: nucleus. Gene Ontology annotation, biological process: mRNA splicing, via spliceosome. The coding region runs from base 18 to 2171 and encodes 717 amino acids. The transcript is spliced from 12 exons. The record is from RefSeq and is a predicted model, not a curated record.
GACUUCACACCAUCACCAUGGCUUACAACCGCGAGUGGGACAGAGGCAAGGAGACCUGGCAAAACCAAGAUUGGACCGACCACAACGCGCGGGGGAACGUGCGAGAGCGAGACGAGGACUAUUACGGCGAGGGAAAACGCAGGAAAUACAACGAUGGGGGUCACGGUGCCCCCGCCGCGGGACAUGACGAUAGCGGAUAUGAGAUGUAUACUCAAGGACGAAACCACACGAAUAUCUGGUCUGACCACGGGAAGAAACGACAUGGGCCUAGUGAAGCCAGUCCACACGUAAUCUUCCUUGGCUUGGACCCGGAUUUUAACGAAGCGGACCUUCAAGCCUAUCUCGUCGGAAAGAAAUGCACACCUGAGACCGUGACAAUCAUCCGAGAUAGAUCAACAGGUCACUCCCGCGGCUUCGGCUUCGCACAGUUUCCAACCGUCGAGCAAGCCCGUGCCUUCGUCGACCCGCUCUUCCCGUUUAUUGACCUUCCGCCACCGGCAUCGCAUGGCGCCACCGCUCGCACCGCCUUUUACAAAGCCCUCGAGGCAGGCCAGCAGCACAACGGUCGCCGCAUCAAGAUUGACUAUUCGCAGAGCGCAAGCCCGGCGGGACGACGGGGCCCGCUGAACACAAACGACGGCACUCGGGACAUUGGCAACACCCAGGGCCCCGUGCUGCUCUUCCGCGGGCUGGACCCGCUGUCCGGUCCUCAGGCGAUUGCACAGGCGAUGAAGCUGUCGUCUGGGCCCGGGAAGGAAGGCGCAAAAGGCAUGAAACGCAUCGUCCUCAUCAAAGACAAAGUCACGAUGGCUAGCUGGGGCUUUGCUUUCGUCGAGUUCAUUGAUGUGCAGUCCGCCGCCGCCGUGCUCGGUGCAACGAUGUCUCCACAACUUCACCCCUCUGGCUUCCGGAUCUCGGAGCGACCAGUGGCUGCGUCGUUUGCCCAUCCUGAAUCUUUCCAGCCGAUAUCUGACUUUGCUAUCAGAGAUGAUGCUUGCAUCGCAUCUUCACUAAGCCUCGGUGGCGUUGAGGGCACGUGGGUGCGCUAUUGGGACGAGAGCUCGGCUAUUGCUGUGCUCGAGUUCAAAGUUGACUUGCCGGUGCAGCCUACUCCUGAACAGGCUACAAAAGAGAAGAAAAAAAGGCUCAAAGACCUGGGUUUAGUCGACAAGCUGGCUGACAGCAAGCCUGCGGAAGCGUCCACUCUCCCGGUCUCAGAUAAACCUGUCACACUAAGCUUCAAGGGUGCUCUCGGACAGAAGACCGCUUUGACAACCCCAGCUGCCAGCACGACUACAAAGAAAGCUGCACCCGCUGCACUCGGUUUCUCGUUGAACGAUGAGGAGGGUGACGAGGAAGAUGACGAGGCAGGGGAGAAGAAUGAUGCCUCCGCGGACGACAAGGUUGCUGUUGCGAAGAAGUCGGUCGCGCCAAUGGUUGCCAGCAAGAAGACGGCGAAUAAUAUCACGAAAUGGAACCAAGUACAAGAGGAGCUCAAGGAUGGCCCGGUUUCCGAUGUCGCGGCGCCCUCUUUGGCACCAAUAAAGGCCAAGGAUAAGUCAACAACACCCGCGCCUGCCGAGGCCGAGUUCGAGUUCUCCGACACAAUGGCGUUGACAUGCUUGCUCUGCGCGCGGCAGUUCAAGACCUUAGACCAGCUGAAGCGGCACAACAAAGAAUCUGAGCUGCACAAGAAAAACUACAAAGACGCCAGCUUGCGCGAAGUCGCACGUGAGAAGGCUAAAGCCACGCGGGCCAAGGCCGAGCAGCAGCAGCCCAAGUACCGCGACCGCGCCUCGGAGCGGCGCACGAUCUACAACCAGCCCGAGAUUCCGCUACCCGAGUCCAGCAGCAGCAGCGGCAAGGGCGCGAGCAAGAAGCGGCACGCCGAAGGACCGCCGCCGCCGCCUUCGCCACCUCCGCCUCCGGUGAACCCCGGCGAGGACCAGAACAACGUCGGGAACAAGCUGCUGAAGAUGAUGGGCUGGACGGAGGGCACCGGCUUGGGCACAGACGGCGAGGGCCGUGUGGAGCCGAUCCAAACUGCGAUUUAUGCCCAGGGCGUGGGCCUCGGCGCGAGCAAAGGCAAAGAGAUCGGCAAGUACGCUGAGGGGUACACCGGAUACGUGCAACAAGCGCAGGAGGCGGCACGAGAACGCUACAACAGCUGAAGCACACUACGUGGUUCUUCUGUGAGGAUGACUGACGAUCUAAUACUGUCCUUGCUUCUACGGUUCGUGUCCAUAUGUAUUAUUUAUUACUCCAGCAUGGUCUCCAGUGGCCAGGCAUAUUAGUCGGAUACAUAUCAUCCUGCCGUUAGGGCACAGGUCGACAUAACGAGUAAUACAGCUACUGCGUAAGGAAUAAAAACAAAGAGCUCGUGUCUCAGAAGCGGUGGUAUGGGUCGUCGACAGGCUAGAGAGUGGAAUGCAAACCGAGAGCUCAGAACAAGACGAAGCCGAGACCGCAGAGAGCCGCGAAGAGGACAGAGGAGAGGGGUGUGAAAGCAGAGCCGGCACCGUUAGAUUGGCUGCUGGAGGAGCUGCUGCUAGUAGGAGACGGGGGAGCGGUUGAGGACGCGAUGGUCUGCGCGGCGGGCAGAGUCGAGGUCACGACGGGGGCAGUCGAGGACGGCGUAAACGUGGCAGUACCCUCCUCGACCGUGAUGUAUAUUCCCUGGAGGAUGUUAGCACAUAUCUGCUUCGGGAAACACGGAUCAAGCACUUACAGCUACGAUGGGACCAAGGUUGCUCGAGUUGACAUAAUCAGUGAGGUUAAAGGUCGAAACGCCGAUGUUGGGGGUGUUGAAGCCGUCGGGUGCGGUGAAGUUCUCCGGUUGGGUAUAGAGAAGGAUGACGUAGCUGUACUACAUCAGCCACAAAUGCGAAUGAGGAAAGGCAAAUCGAUGUGACUGACCGAUGGGCACCGCUACCUUGCGCGGGAGCAGGGCCAGCGUAGUCGGUAAUGGCAACGCCAGAGCUGGUGGUCACGUUGAGCGGGUCGGAUCCUACAGGAACCAAAGUAUUAUGAAGGCUGCGCAGAAAUCAAAGGUGCAGACGCACCAGUCAGGGUGACACCGUUGACGAGCCAGUGACGCGUCUGUCCCUGGGUCUCGUCAGUGCCGACGGGACCAGCAUCCGCCAUGACCAGGGUGUAGUUUCCGCUGAGCUGGAUAGUUGAGUUGGCCGGGGUGACCGUAAGGUUGGGAGUGGGCGAAACCUCUGUAUAUCUAUCAAAACAAUGGCAGACACAGCGAAAACAGCACACGUACGGUCCUGGGUCAACUGCUGGCCUGGAGAGAUGGAACCCACGCCAGAGUACGACAAAGCCAUGACCGCAACAGGGUCGAAGGUUGUCAGAAGCGAGGGCACGAUGCCUGCAUUGCUAAAGUGAGCCUCGAUAGCUUCAAUCCCGAGCUCGGUGUUGUUGGCCUGCGCGGCGACAAGGGCGGCAAGGGCGACGGACACAAACGCGGAGGUGAACUUCAUGAUUGCAAAGUUACGCAGUACUGCGGAUUAUAAAAGAAUGACAGCCGGUUGCAAGGAGCGACGAUGAAGGAGAGAGGAAAGUGAAGGGCGUUGUGCCCGCACAUGAUGGUGGUUUAUAUAUCCUGCGCCUGGCUUCGAGCUUC